AUGGAUUCUGCCAUGAGACUUGACGAAAGUGGAUCAGAAGAUGAUCUUGAUUUAAUCGACCUUGAAGUGGAUCAGAAUGAAAAUGCAGAUGUGCAAGUGCAACCGAAAAAGAAACAGGACACGAAGCGCAAAAGAAAACUCACAUCAAAAGUUUGGUUGCACUAUGAUAUACUUCCACCCGGCAAAGACAAGAAAAGAAGAUGCAGAUGUAAGAAGUAUGGGACUGAGUAUAUUGCGGAGGGCAGGUAUGGCACUGGUAAUUUAAAGAGGCAUAUAGAUUCGUGUGUUAGGAGGGAUAUACGGGACAUAGGUCAGUUGCUUUUAUCUCAAUCAUCUGGAUCCAUAUUUAUGCAUGCUUCUAAGUUUGAUUUUAAUAAAUUUCGUGAGUUACUGAGUGCUGCUAUCAUUAUGCAUGAUCUGCCAUUUCAAUUUGUUGAAUAUGAGGGCAUUAGAAAUAUGUGUUGUUAUUUAAAUGAGGAGGCUCAGCCCGUAAGUAGGAACACAACCAAGGCUGACAUAUUAAGGAUGUAUAAAAAUGAAAAGGGUAGGCUUCGACAUAUGUUGGAAUCAACAAAUGGUAGGAUUUCUCUAACAUCUGAUUUGUGGUCUUCUCUGACUACUGAUGGGUACUUAUCUCUUACUGCACAUUUUAUUGAUAUGGAUUGGCGCUUACAAAAAAGAGUUUUGAACUUCUCUUACAUGCCAUCACCACACAAUGGUGUUGCUUUGACAGAAAAGAUUUAUACAUUGCUAACUGAAUGGGGGAUUGAAAAGAAACUAUUUUCAAUUACUCUAGACAAUGCUUCUUCAAACUGUUCAUUUGUUGAAUUGUUGAAGUCUCAACUCAAUUUGAAUAAUGCUUUAUUAAGUGGUGGGGAGUUUUUUCACAUUCGUUGUUGUGCACAUAUCUUAAAUUUGAUAGUGCAAGAGGGGUUAAAAGAGGUUGAUGAAUCUAUCAUAAAGAUUCGUGAGAGUGUUAAAUAUGUCAAAGGUUCUCAAAUGAGGAAACAAAAAUUCUUGGAAUGUGUCUCUCAUUUGAGUGAUUCAAAUUACAAGUUCUGCCCAUCUCAAGAGGAGUGGAGUAGGAUAGAAAAGAUUUACAAGUUCUUGACUGUUUUUUAUGAUGUUACAAACAUCUUUUCUGGAUCUAAGUAUCCCACGGCAAACUUGUAUUUUCCAUCUGUGUUUUCGGUUCAAUUAACGUUGCGAGAGGAAAUGGACAGUAAGGAUCAGUUUAUGAGCAAGAUGGCAAUUCAAAUGUAUUCAAAGUUUGCAAAGUAUUGGUCUGAUUAUAGCAUGAUCCUUGUUAUUGCUGUGAUUUUAGAUCCUAGAUACAAGCUUGGGUUUGUUAUUUUUAGCUAUAACAAGCUUAAUGGUGAUAACAACAUUGAGAGCACACUAGUUCGUGAUGCAUUAUUUAACCUUUUUGAUCAAUAUUUGUUGAAUUCUCCUAUGGCUUGUACCACCAAAUCCACAUCUUUACCAAAUGAUGAAAGUGGGAACCGGCAAGUUGAUGAGGGACAGUUAACUAAAAAGUUCAUUGAUGUUAUGAAAGUGAAUAAUACUUUUGAAUUUGACUCAUUUGAGAAUGAUAAAUUGCUUGGAAAUGCCCAAAAAUCAGAGUUGGAACUCUAUUUAGAUGAACCAAAAAUCAAUAGAAAUGCGAACCUUGACGUGCUUGCCUAUUGGAAAGCCAAUCAGUUUAGGUAUCCAGUGUUUGCUCAAAUGGCUCGUGAUAUAUUGAGCAUUCCAAUCACUACAGUUGCUUCUGAGUCUGCGUUUAGUGUUGGUGGUCGGGUUCUUGAUCAAUAUCGUAGUGCGCUUAAACCAGAAAAUAUGGAGGCUUUGGUAUGCACGAGGGAUUGGCUUUUUGGUUUGAAAGAUACAAUGGAGCUUCAAGUGGAUGACUUGAUUGAUAAUGUGAUGAAACUUAAUAUCAACAAUGAUGACCCUGCUGAAGGCCAAUGUUCCACCAGUGUUAAACGAAUUACACUAAAAGGGGAUGUGAAGUCGGCAACUCCCCAUUGUGGGCAGUCACUCUACAUCGACGAGAGCUUCGUCGAAAAGAGAAAAUCGAUUCUCUUAUCUUGCUUGGUUGGUCAAUUUGAUAAGGAAGUUGGGGGUGUGAUCGGAUUGAAGAAUGGGGGUAGUGGUGUUGUGAAAGAGAGUUUUGAUCAACAGAAGGAUUGCUCUGGUGACAUUGUUCCACGGAUGAAAGGGUCACUGUCUUUAAUGAACUUGGUUGGUAGUGGAGAUUGCUAUAGUGGAGUGACCAUAAGUGUUAGAAAGGACUUGUCUUUCAAGCUAACAGACGAUUUAGCUGUGUCAUUGAUUAAUGAACUUAGGCUUUUUGUCGCUCUGAAAGGACUGAAUUGUUUACCAUCAGAAGCUAAAGUGAAUAAUGUUCUUGAUUUAAUGAAGAUUGCCACAGAGGAGGCUACAGAGAUGGAUUUACAGUUAAAUGCGUCUGGAAACAGUGAAAAGUGUGAAGGGGAAUAG
Cornus florida is the source of this 2499-nucleotide messenger RNA. Its product is annotated as zinc finger BED domain-containing protein RICESLEEPER 2-like. The record is from RefSeq and is a predicted model, not a curated record. The coding region runs from base 1 to 2499 and encodes 832 amino acids. Lineage: Eukaryota; Viridiplantae; Streptophyta; Magnoliopsida; Cornales; Cornaceae. The transcript has 7 exons. Gene Ontology annotation, molecular function: DNA binding; protein dimerization activity.